UGGACGUGAGUUUGCAGUAAGAAGACAGCAUCGUCUGUGGAUCACAGAGUCUUUUGAGUUUUUCGGUUUAAAGGAGCAAACCGACUGAAACUCUGAUCAUGGGUGACGGGAUUAUAAUCUCAGAUUGAGUUGAAGUGUGGACAUGGCUGCUGGUUGCUCUCUGUGUGCGUGCAGAGGACCGGGGGCUCGAUCUCUGCAGAAAAUAAGUCGCGUGCAUGCGUGAAGCAAAAAUCUCUCUGGACAUUUGAGCAGAAUAUAGAGUUCUUGUGAUUUGUUGGAUUUAUCACGGGGAUGCGCUGGAGGAUCCUGCGGGGAUAGGUGACCCUCGAACCCGGGCAGCGGUCCUCACCCUCCGGGCUGGAGAAGGGAGUCUCCCCGCACGGGCUCAAGCGAGAUGCGAGGACGAGUAGUGGACCGACCCCCUCAUCAUCAUUAUCAUCGUCAUCAUCAUCGUCACCGGGAUGAGGAGACCUGUGCCGGGGCUGUAGGUCACUGACGUGUCCAUGUCCUCGGGAGGUGAGACCGAGGCGCACGAACACUGUGACCCGCACCUGAGCGCACCGACAUGGAUAAACUCACCGUGAUCUCCGGGUGCCUCUUCCUCGCUGCGGACAUCUUCGCCAUCGCCAGCCUCGUCAACCCGGACUGGAUCAACACCGGAGAAUCAGCUGGCUCCCUGACCGUGGGUCUGGUCCGCCAAUGCCAGACCAUCCAUGGUCGAGAGCGGACCUGCAUCCCCCCGCAGCUGCCCCCGGAGUGGAUCACCACGCUCUUCCUCAUCUUACUCGGCAUCGUCUCCCUCACCGUCACCUGCGGCCUGCUGGUGAUGUCACACUGGCGCCGCGAGGCCACCCGAUACGCACGAUGGAUCGCCUUCACGGGGAUGGUCCUGUUCUGUAUGGCCGCUCUCAUAUUCCCCAUCGGCUUCUACAUGAACGAGGUUGGAGGUCAGCCGUACAAGCUGCCCAACAACACGGUGGUGGGCUCCUCCUACGUGCUCUUCGUUAUGUCCAUAUUCUUCACCAUCGUGGGCCUGCUGUUUGCAGGGAAGGUGUGCUUACCUGGCUGACACAAGCCGACCCUCUUCCUCAGCUGGAAGUAUCGUGCAGGCCCGUUUUUUGGAGGAUUUGUCCCUGUGCUCGUUACUUGAGCCAAAAUUGGUGCAAUCAGAGAAUGAGGAAGAGCAGAAGUGGCCGUCGUCUUCACCCGUCCGGAACCGUGAAGAAAGAAACUUGAUUAAAAUGGAUCAGAACAUCAGGACUUUACUGGGUAAUAUCCAGCAUCAGAUGAAUGAACGGCAGCUGACCAAGCUGCUUCUUUCGUCUCAUCCCAACAACCAAUACGUACAUUUUGAGAUGAGACGGAUAAAUCAAACUGACACUGGCCACUGGGCCAAACAUCAGCCACUCCCCUCCAAUAUCAUAAUGGAGGAUCUUCCCUGAUCACAGCCACGUGGAACAAUCUAAAAUAUGUAUAUAUGAGAAAAUUACAUUUUCUAGGUACAUUUAUUUAUUUGAUGAACUGUUUGGUUCCAUCUUUUUGUAAAGUAGUCUUUUAUAAUGAGGCCUGAUGUUUCUUUGAAUGUGUGUGGUGGACCACCUUGCCUUAAAGAGCUGACAACCUCAAAGUAACUGCAGUGCUGUUGAGUUGUAGUUGGAGGUUUUAGUAUCAUGGGACCUUCUAUUGACAAACUAAAAGCAAACGUACCAGAACUAUUGACACUUCACAAACAUAAAUGACCGACGCAAUCUUUGAGAAAGAUGUAUUUCACAUGUAAUUUGACUUUUUAGUUUGGUCCAUGUCCCAUCCACUAACAUCGAGGAGGUCUUAUACUGCAGCCCGCCAGCAGGUGGCAAUCGAGAUGCUUCACUUAUUAUUAGCCGUCACGUCGGCCAUCUGUAUUUACAGUCUACGGUCCGACUCCUCUUGAGCUAAACUAAAGCUUAGAAUCAGAGCUGAGCAGCAGACGGACGUCUCCAGUCAGGUUUCUGCUCCAGCUUAUCUUUAGUGAUGUAGUUAUUGUAUUAUUCAUUUUAUUGGAGCGUUUCCUGUUGUUUAAACACUGUUAUAAAGUUGGAACCGUGGUGCCUACUUCAUGUCCUAAUAAAUGAACUGGCUGCCA
Messenger RNA from Pleuronectes platessa (European plaice), 2122 nucleotides. RefSeq lists its product as uncharacterized. The coding region runs from base 566 to 1069 and encodes 167 amino acids. Gene Ontology annotation, biological process: negative regulation of smoothened signaling pathway. Lineage: Eukaryota; Metazoa; Chordata; Actinopteri; Pleuronectiformes; Pleuronectidae. Gene Ontology annotation, cellular component: ciliary membrane; Golgi apparatus. The transcript has 3 exons. The record is from RefSeq and is a predicted model, not a curated record.